AUGCUGGAAGGGAUUCUCAAGGAACCAGCUCUAAAAGGCCUUUUCAGCAGUCUGUUAAUCAAUAUGCACCCCAACAACAAACAAGGAAUUCAAACUAGGGUCAAUAUUAUCAAGGGCCACAACAGCAACAAAAUCAACAAAGGAGGAUACAGUCUGCUAAGCCAGCAUAGUUGGCCAAAGCUUCAAUUAUGUCAAACCCAGUCUGUACUCAAUGUGGCCGGUUUCACCAAGGAGAAUAAGAAGACCAUUGUUCCGGAUAGAGUGUUCGCAAUGAAUCAAGAAAAAGCAGACCCAAAUUCUACCAUCAUUACGGGUAAUCUUUUAAUUGGCAACACCUUAGCUAAUACUUUAAUUGAUACUGGUGCAACACAUUAUUUUGUUUCUGCCAACUUUGUUCAAAAAUCAGGUUUGAGACCUGAUGAAACUAAGACUGUGUAUAAUAUUUCUCUACCAUCAGGAACAAGUUUGAACACUAAUAAGUAUAUUAGGGUCUGUAAGGCACAUAUUCAAAAGCACAAGAUGCUAGUAAAUCUUGUGGUAGUAGAAAUGGAUGGUUUUGAUGUCAUUUUAGGAAUGUUCAGAGGAACACCUCCACCCAAUCCUUCCUUUAAAACUCAACAGCCACUUCCAUCGGGGAUUCCAAUAGUGUUGGCUACUUCUUAUGCUAUACUAGGAGUUCAGCUACCAAGAGUAGAGGACAUCAAAGUUGUAAGAAACUUUCCUAGUGUGUUUCUUGAAGACAUCAAUGGUUUACCACCAUUAAGAGAGGUAGAGUUUGGCAUCAUGUUGAAGGAGGGAACACUUCCAAUUUCAAAGGCACCUUAUAGGUUAGCACCCACGGAGUUGAAGUAG
This is a messenger RNA of Impatiens glandulifera, 852 nucleotides long. RefSeq lists its product as uncharacterized. The transcript has 3 exons. Bases 1 to 852 code for a protein of 283 amino acids. NCBI's taxonomy places the organism in Eukaryota, Viridiplantae, Streptophyta, Magnoliopsida, Ericales, Balsaminaceae. The record is from RefSeq and is a predicted model, not a curated record.